AGAGUGCUGGGGGGUAGAGAGGAGGGGAAGUAAGAGCCAGGGAGCAGAAACUUCCUUGUUCACGCUCUCUGGUGCCUGGCUCUGCAGACUUCCUCUGGCCUCAGUCACUUCCUUCUGCACCGGGAGCGAGCAGCAGCAGCGAGCAGCAGCGGCGGCCGCCCCGAGCCGAGACCCACCCGGCUCACCGCGCACCCCCCGCCGCCCCGAGCUAUGAGCCACGGUUGCUGAAGCGGAGCCCAGGGAACGUGAGCCGGGAUGCAGAGCAUAAAGUGCGUGGUGGUGGGUGAUGGGGCGGUGGGGAAGACCUGCCUCUUGAUUUGCUACACCACCAACGCCUUCCCCAAGGAGUACAUCCCCACCGUCUUCGACAACUACAGCGCCCAGAACACGGUGGACGGCAGGACUAUUAACUUAAAUCUGUGGGACACGGCAGGCCAGGAGGAGUACGACCGGCUCCGGACGCUUUCCUACCCCCAGACUAACGUCUUCAUCAUCUGCUUCUCCAUAGCCAGCCCGCCCUCCUACGAGAACGUGAAACACAAGUGGUACCCGGAGGUCUGCCACCACUGCCCCAACGUGCCCAUCCUCCUCGUAGGCACCAAGAAGGAUCUGAGAAACAACCCCGACACCAUGAAGAAGCUAAAGGAGCAGAACCAGAUGCCCGUCACCACCCAGCAGGGGGUCAGCCUCUCCAAGCAGAUCCACGCCGUCAAGUACAUGGAGUGCUCCGCCCUCAACCAGGAAGGCAUCAAGGAGGUCUUCACGGAGGCCGUGCGAGCCGUCCUCAACCCCGCCCCGGUGAAACCUAAAAAGCCCUGCAUCCUUUUGUGAAGAGGACUCCAGAAACCAAAGCGGUGUGGCUGGGCUUGGUGGCUGCUUGGGGUGGGGGAGGGUGCCGUAGAACCCUGAGAUGAUCCCGCCCUUGUCCCUCUGCUCCCAGUGAUGCUAGUAUGUACAGCCCUUCUCUCUCCAGACGCUUCCCGGCUGUCUGUCCCAGGACACGGCAAGGGAAAUCCUGCCUCCAUUGUAUCCAGCGUGCCCCAACCCCACUCCCCAAGCCUUGCGUCCUUCCAGUGAAGGCGCGAUUGGACAGCUGGGUGCCACGAAACCAAGGCUGUUCUCGAUAAUAAUAAACCACGUUUGCACUAAUACGUAGAUUGUCUUGGAUCACAUUGGGGGAGGGCGGGUAAACCCUGAUAUGUCAUUAGGUGGUUUCCCCUCCCCUUUGAUGUGACCCCAAGGAGUCCCUGGUCCCAUCAUGUUCUCGGGACCUGGGUACGUAGCUCACUUGGGGAUGAAUGGCUUCCACUUCUUGGUCAGCCAUUCAGAUGGCCACUAAAAUGAAAUCGCUGCACUGCAAACCCCUGUCCUGAGAAGCGAGUGCUCAGACGGCAUCUGCAACCACUUGCGCCCCCUCCGUGGCCUUUGGUCCUCCAAACCCAUCAGUUCCCGGGAUGGAAGGAAACCAGGAACCUUGCUCAGUGCUAAAACACGCCCGCCCUCCAGGAGCUGUGGCUGCUUUGGUGGUUUGAUGGGGCCGCUGAGCCAUCCUGCACGGCCGACAGAACUGGAGUAAUUGCUGCAUUGCAGGUUGAAGCUCAUCAGCUGCCAAAGAAGCAAGUCCCUUUGUCACAUUGAAGACCUGCCAGUGUUUCCACGGGAUUGACUUGUGAUUUGCCGGGCGAAGGGAAUUAUAGAAACUUUUUCUGAUUGUCUUCUCCUGGCUUCCUCAACGUUCAUUCUGCUCUGAGCCCCACACAGCCCUUCACUGGUAGAGACCACCUGGCCACUCGGCAUGUUUGGAAAGGGUACCCCUGCAUGAAGAUGCUUUCGACAAAUCCCACCUGUUUACAAAGAGAAGGCAUUUCUGCUUACAUGGG
Messenger RNA from Mauremys reevesii (Reeves's turtle), 1880 nucleotides. RefSeq names its product ras homolog family member G (gene RHOG). Lineage: Eukaryota; Metazoa; Chordata; Testudines; Geoemydidae. Gene Ontology annotation, molecular function: GTPase activity; GTP binding; protein kinase binding. The coding region runs from base 256 to 831 and encodes 191 amino acids. The record is from RefSeq and is a predicted model, not a curated record. Gene Ontology annotation, cellular component: cell cortex; cell projection; cytoskeleton. The transcript has 2 exons. Gene Ontology annotation, biological process: actin filament organization; regulation of cell shape; cortical cytoskeleton organization.